Messenger RNA from Nestor notabilis (Kea), 1128 nucleotides. It is a transcript of the gene CLK1, whose product is annotated as CDC-like kinase 1. Gene Ontology annotation, cellular component: nucleus. Gene Ontology annotation, biological process: protein phosphorylation; regulation of RNA splicing. The record is from RefSeq and is a predicted model, not a curated record. Gene Ontology annotation, molecular function: protein tyrosine kinase activity; ATP binding. Lineage: Eukaryota; Metazoa; Chordata; Aves; Psittaciformes; Psittacidae.
AUGGACAACUGGUUAGGAAGGCAAGAGGAGAGCCAAACUGAAAGGCAAGAGAUGCAGCGUUCUGGUCAAACUAAUGAUCCCGACAGGGCUAAAAGAGAAAGUCUGGAUCAUAAAAGAAGUGACAGUCCUUGCAAGAGGAAGAGAUCAGGAAGUAGUGCACAGCAGAGCAAGUACUGCAAACUUACGUUUUCUAAACUUCCUGACAGGAAAACAGCCAGGAGUGCAUGGGAUGAUGUGAAGGGUCACCUGAUCUGUCAGAGAGGAGACAUACUAAGUGCAAGAUAUGAGUUUGCUGCUAUUUUGGGUGAAGGUGCUUUUGGAAGAGUCGUGGAAUGCAUUGAUCACUAAGAGGGCAGCAGACAUGUUGCUGUGAAAAUAGUAAGAAAUACUGACAUGUACUCUGAAGUGGCUUGUGAAGAAAUAAAAGUUCUGCAGCAUUUAAAUGCAUCAGAUCCCAGCAAUAAUCACUGUGUCCAGAUGCUGGAGUGGUUUGAGUACCACGGUCAUGUCUGCAUUGGUUUUGAGCUACUGGGGCUCAGCACUUUUGACUUUAUGAAAAAGCAUGGCUUUCAGCCAUUGAGCGUGGACCACAUCAGACGGGUGACAUACCAGCUUUGCCAAUUUUCUUCUUUUUUGCAUUUGAACAAGUUGAUGCAUACAGACCUGAAACCAGAAAAUAUUUUAUUUGUGAAGUCUGACUAUACAGCUGAGUAUAACCCCAAACUGACACAUGAUGAACGUCAACUAAGAAUUCCAGACAUCAAAGUUGUGGACUUUGGGAACGCAGCAUAUGAUGAUGAGUACCACAGCCCUUUGGUGACUAUGAGAGACGCCCAAGCUCCAGAAGUUAUUCUAGGACUGGGAUGGUCACAGCCUUGUGACGUCUGGAGCAUAGGUUGUGUUCUCAAGCAAUAUGCUGGAAACUUAAUCUUCCACACCCGGAACAGCAAAGAACACCUGGCAGUGAUGGAGCAGGUAUUGGGGCCUUUGCCAAGUCACAUGAUAGAGAACAGCAGGGAACGUGAGUAUUUCAAUUGCACACUGGACUGGGAUGAAAACAGUUGUGCUGGUCAGCACGUCUCGAGGCUCUGUAAGCCACUGCUGGUAACCAAAGGGAAAUUCUUUUGA